AUGGCAUCUAGCUUCCUUAAUAUAUUGCCGACAGCCGCACUUUACACGCUAGGCAUCCUUGUGCCACUGGCUCUCUUUUACUUGAGCUACCAGGUUACAUUUCACCCACUAAGAGCCUACCCCGGGCCACUUAUCGCGAAGUUCACCAACGCCUAUGGGGCAUUUCAUGUUGUUCGUCGAUGCAUGCAUCUUGCUACAUAUAACGAUCAUCUACGAUAUGGCUCCGUGGUGCGGUUAGGGCCUAACCGUCUUGUGUUUAAUACCGCAGCGGCAGAAGAUAUCUACGCAAAUUCACGUGUCAAUAAAGGACGUUCGUACUCCUAUGUAAGCCGCAGUGGAAACCCCAGUAUGUGGUCUACCUUGGACAGGGAGGCACAUCACCGAAAACGCAAGCUGGUCGGACCCGUCGUCUCAGAGCGCUCUAUGCGAGCCUUUGAACCCACCAUGAGCGCCACUAUGGACAUCUUCCUGCGGCAGUUACUUGAGUCCAGUCAGCAGGGCAGCCCCGUUAACAUGACAGAGCGUUGCGAGCGUCUUGCCGUUGAUAUUGUUGGCCUACUGGCAUUUGGAUAUCCGCUUAAUACCCAAACUGAGGAGACUAACAAGCUCGUCCCCGACUCACUCAAGACCACUAGUACUCUAAGCACGCUUAUAAUGGCAUGGCCAGCUACGCGUAUUGUCGCACCUUUACUUGGCUGGUUGGGCCGUAAAAGGGCCGCGACAUUUCGUUUGGCUCUGCGCAAAAUGAUCGGCGCUCGGAUGGCUCUACCCAAGGAUGCGAAGCACGAUUUCUACGCACUCGCAACGGGCGAGAUUAGUCCGGGAGAGCAAGGCUUGAGUGCAGCUGAGCUCUGGCCCGAGGCAGUCUUCUUCAUAGCCGCAGGCGGAGGUACGGUCAAUACGGCUAUGACGGCAUCUUUCUUCUACCUCUCACGGUACCCAGCCGCAUACGCCCAUCUCGCAAGAGAGAUUCGGACGACUUUCUCCUCAGGACGUGAGAUCCGCCAGGGCCCCAGAUUAGCUGGAUGUAAGUACCUAAGAGCUGUCAUAGACGAAGUCCUUCGCAUUGCGCCAGCCUCCCUCGCCUACACUUGGCGGGAGCAAGACACGUCUUCAGCUGCGGCUGGCGAAACAUUAGUUGUCGAUGGCCAUAUCAUACCGCCCGGAACCGAGGUCGCUGUAAAUCUUUACGCGCUCCUACAUAAUGCUGAGUACUUUCCGGAGCCCUUUAAUUUUCAGCCCGGGCGCUGGUUGGCGCACGAACACGAGACAGACCAAGAACGUGAAGUGCGCGCCACCAUGAGGCGUGCUUUCCAACCUUUCUUACUAGGUGAUCGCGGCUGUGCGGGCAAAGCCAUGGCGUAUUUGGAAUUGAGCAUGGCCCUGGCUAAGACAAUCUGGUACUUUGACUUUGAGAGGGCUCCCGGCGAAGCAGGCAAGGUAGGGGAGGGAAUUCCAGGAAGAGAUGGCUGGCGUGGCAGGCAAAAUGAGUUUCAAUUGUACGACGGUGUUGUUGUCAGCCACGACGGCCCAAACCUAGUUUUCAAGGCGCGCGAGAGGUAUUGGGAGGACAUAGAGGCGGGUGAAACAAAUUGA
This is a messenger RNA of Daldinia childiae, 1596 nucleotides long. RefSeq names its product Isotrichodermin C-15 hydroxylase. Gene Ontology annotation, molecular function: iron ion binding; oxidoreductase activity, acting on paired donors, with incorporation or reduction of molecular oxygen; monooxygenase activity. NCBI's taxonomy places the organism in Eukaryota, Fungi, Ascomycota, Sordariomycetes, Xylariales, Hypoxylaceae. Bases 1 to 1596 code for a protein of 531 amino acids. The transcript is spliced from 6 exons. The record is from RefSeq and is a predicted model, not a curated record.